Musca vetustissima is the source of this 2246-nucleotide messenger RNA. Its product is annotated as annulin. Bases 1 to 2241 code for a protein of 746 amino acids. Gene Ontology annotation, biological process: peptide cross-linking. Gene Ontology annotation, molecular function: protein-glutamine gamma-glutamyltransferase activity. The record is from RefSeq and is a predicted model, not a curated record. Lineage: Eukaryota; Metazoa; Arthropoda; Insecta; Diptera; Muscidae. The transcript is spliced from 4 exons.
AUGCUUAACGAUGACAAUCCUGACCAAAAUUUAAUUUAUGCCCUAACAUUGAAAGAAAAAGCUGCUGCUUCGGAUGCCGUACUAAGAAUCGUUAGCGUAGAUUUAUGCCGCGAUGAAAAUCACGACGAGCAUCACACCGAUCAUUUCUAUGCUGCCAAAGAUGCCUUGAUUGUACGACGCGGAGAGCCAUUUAGAAUACGUCUUAAUUUCAAUCGUGAUUUCAGUCCCAGUCGUGAUGCCAUUAGUUUCAUAUUCACCGUGGCCGAUGAGAAGAAACCCAAUCCGGGACAUGGUACACUGAUUGGUUUGGUGCCCAGAGAUGGUAUUGAUUAUUUGGGUGAUCCUUUCGAAUGGGGUGCUGGCAUAGAGGCACAUGAAACAAAUAGCUUGACUGUAUUAAUCAAACCCUCCGCCACCUGCCCCGUUACCGAAUGGAAAAUGGACAUAGAUACCAAAUUGUUGGGUGAUGGUUCGAAAUCCUUUACAUUGCCUGUACCUAUAUAUGUAUUGUUUAAUCCCUGGUGUCCCGAUGAUCAGGUAUAUAUGCCUGAUAGAAAUCAGCGGAAAGAAUAUGUAAUGCAUGACACCACCUUGAUAUGGCGUGGUUCGUAUAAUCGUCUAAGGCCUUCAGUGUGGAAAUUGGGACAAUUUGAGAGACAUGUGUUGGAGUGUUCCAUUAAAUUGUUGGGUACUGUGGGACGCGUACCCGCCGCUUACCGUGGUGAUCCGGUGCGUGUUGCCCGAGCUUUAUCGGCAGCCGUAAAUUCCGUAGAUGAUGAUGGCGUUCUUUUGGGUAACUGGACCGAAGACUUUUCGGGUGGUAUUGCCCCAACCAAAUGGAUUGGUUCCACGGAGAUUAUACAACAAUUCUAUAAGACCCAAAGACCUGUUAAAUUUGGUCAAUGCUGGAAUUUUGCGGGGGUCUUAACCACCAUUGCCCGUACCUUGGGUAUACCCUCAAGAAUUGUUACAUGCUACUCCUCGGCUCACGAUACUCAAGCUUCACUGACUGUGGACAUUUUCAUCGAUGAGAAUAACAAGAAGUUGGAUGCUGAGACCACAGAUUCCAUCUGGAAUUACCAUGUCUGGAAUGAGGUGUGGAUGACUAGACCCGAUUUGGGUGUGGGACAAAAUAGUCUCAGUUAUGAUGGUUGGCAGGCCGUGGAUGCCACUCCCCAAGAAGCUUCGGAAAAUAUGUACCGUGUUGGACCUGCCCCGGUGGCUGCUGUGAAAAAUGGUGAAAUUCUGCGGCCUUUUGAUUGUGGUUUUGUUUUUGCCGAGGUAAAUGCCGAUAAAAUAUAUUGGCGUUACAAUGGUCCAUUCCAACCCAUAAAGUUAUUGCGCAAAGAUACCAUGGCCAUUGGACAUUUUAUUAGUACGAAAGCUGUUUUGAAAUGGGAACGUGAAGAUAUUACCAGCAGCUAUAAAUAUGCCGAGAAAAGUGAAGAGGAACGCAACGUGACCCUGAAGGCCUUGAAACAGUCACAGCAUGCCUUUAGUCGUUACUAUUUGAAUGAUACCUUCAACGAGGUGGAAUUCGAUAUGCAAUUGAAUGAUGAUAUUAAAAUCGGUGAAUCCUUUAAUAUUGUGCUGGCCAUAAUAAAUAAAUCGAAAGAGAAGUCCCACACCGCCACCGGGCAAUUAAAUUGUGAAUCGGCUCAAUAUACCGGUAUUAGUAAUGAGCUGAUCAAAUCUAUGCCUUUUGAGGUGGAGGUGGCAGCCGGGGCGACGGAGUAUGUACGCAUGGAAGUUAUAUUUGAGGAGUAUUUCAAGAAGUUGUCGACUCAGGCCACCUUUAACAUCUCCUGCGCCGCCUUGGUGAAAAACACCGACUACGAAUACUAUGCCAUGGAUGAUUUUCGUGUACGCAAACCAGAUAUUAAAUUCAGUUUCCAGGGUGAUAUUGUGUCCCGACAGCCGGUUGAUGUUAUCGUUAGAUUAACAAAUCCCCUGCCCAUCCCAGUAAGGAAAGGUAUAUUCCAUAUUGAAGGUCCUGGCAUUGAUAAGCCAUUAAGAUUUAAGAUUGCUGAAAUACCCGUGGGUGGCACAGCCGCCUCAACAUUCAAAUAUAUUCCGCCAUAUGCCGGACGUGGCACGCUCUUGGCGAAAUUCUCCUCCAAGGAAUUGGAUGAUGUCGAUGGUUUUAUGCAUUAUGAAAUUAAACCACGGCCCGAGGAUAUUAUUAUGAAUAAUAAUUCGAGUAAUACAAUUAUUAGACGUAGAACUGAUGUAAUACCUUAAAAAUU